Aspergillus wentii DTO 134E9 is the source of this 2040-nucleotide messenger RNA. RefSeq names its product putative cysteine synthase B. Gene Ontology annotation, molecular function: cystathionine beta-synthase activity; cysteine synthase activity. The transcript is spliced from 3 exons. Lineage: Eukaryota; Fungi; Ascomycota; Eurotiomycetes; Eurotiales; Aspergillaceae. Bases 385 to 1953 code for a protein of 522 amino acids. The record is from RefSeq and is a predicted model, not a curated record. Gene Ontology annotation, cellular component: cytoplasm.
GGAAAGAAGCAUCACGGACGAUCGGGGAUACCCGUGUAGGAACUGAAGAAGAACCACCAAACGAGAAUACAGGGUCUGUAGAUCUUGUCUUGUUCCAGGAUAUCUGGUCCUCUCAAGGUGCCAUUCAUAGUGGCAGUCACGACAAUCCGUCGGCCGUCGAGACAUUAGUGGUCUUGUCAAGGCGCAAGAACUUCCUGAAGCAGGAAUACAAAGUUUUAUUUCUCUGACUGUCGAAUUUGAUUUCUGUGGGUCUAGAAUUGUGUCUGUUGUUGACGGCAGAAAUGAGGGGUUUUGUGCUCGGUGUUGGUGUUGCUAUAAUUUGGUGGCUUCCCCUCGUGAUUCCAGGCAGAUGGACUCUUCAUCUUCUUUAUUCCUAUCUUCAACAUGUCUACCUUUAAUGAACGCAAUGUAUAUUUUGGACCUGAUGCGGUCAAGAAGUACUUUGACCCUGAUUCUCAACCUCCUCUUCCUCUCGUGGAACUCCCAAUCCAUUUGAAUCCCUAUCACCAAGAUGGCGUCCGGAUCUACGCAAAGAUGAUGACGAUGCAUCCGGCCAACAAUGUGAAAUCCAUGCCAGCCAUGAACAUGCUUGAAAAAAGUGUCGUGCCGGACAAGACCAAAACCAUCAUCGAAUAUAGCUCAGGCUCGACGGUCAUCUCGAUGGCCAUGAUUGCCCGAGCCAUUCAUGGGAUCGAAGACACCAGAGCCUACCUGAGCAACAAGACCAGCGAAGCCAAACUGCGUCUCAUGCAGUUCUUUGGCCUCGACAUCUCCCUAUUCGGUGGACCGUCACAGCCAGAACCCUUUGACGAGCGGGGUGGCAUUCAGAAUGCCCGCAGGAUGGCCAUGCAGUCUGAUGACAUUCUCAAUCCCAACCAGUACGAGAAUGAUGAUAACUGGCAAUCACAUAUCCGUUGGACAGGCCCGCAGAUCUUCAAACAGCUCCCUGAGAUUAACGUGCUGUGCGCCGGAAUGGGAACCUCGGGGACCAUGACUGGAUUGGGAACAUAUUUCAAGGAUGUGAAACCGUCGGUGCUACGGCUAGGUGUCUGCACGGCGCCUGGCGAUCGUGUACCGGGACCACGCUCCUUUGCUCUCAUGCGCCCCGUCGAGUUUCCGUGGAAGGCGGCCGUGGACGCGAUUGAAGAGGUCAAUUCGCCAGACUCGUUCACACUGUCUCUUGACCUGUGCCGUGAGGGAUUGGUCUGUGGUCCUUCAUCUGGAUUCAACUUGCAAGGGUUGUUCCAGAUGCUAAAAGGUCGUAAGACGGCGGGGACUCUAUCAGAGCUUGCUGGACCGGAUGGAUCGAUUCACUGCGUUUUCCUCUGCUGUGACUUGCCAUACCAGUACAUUAGUGAAUACUUCCAAAAGGUGGCGCCGGAAAAGUUCCAUCCCAUCCACAACGAGAGACUGACUAAAGUCGACCUCCACCGAUAUGACGAGAGCUGGGAAAGAAGUCCUGUCGUCCUCUUUACCCACUUCUACGAGCCUCCUAAGCUCCUCUCUCAAAGUCUCCUGAAUGAUAUUGUCCUCCGCCCCCAAUGUUGCGUCCUGGACCUGCGAACUGCAACCGACUUUGCCACCUGGCAUCUCCCACAAUCGGUGAAUAUUCCCCUCCACAGCGUCGACUCACAUACCCCCAAGCCCUUUUCCGAUCCUAGCGUGUUGGAAGCGCAGUGGUUGGAACUGGAGUCCAUUUUCGCAAAAGAUAAUGCCAUCUCGCAACUACAGAAUCACCAUGUACUGGUCAUUUGCUAUAAUGGCGACACAGCCCGCGUGGCCACCAGCGUGCUACGAGCCAAGGGCAUCGAGGCCGAUAGUCUGCGAGGGGGAUACCAGGCACUGAGAGAUCACGGUCUCUGGGGCGAUGGAGGUGUGGACACUGUCAAGUCUGAUAUGCCAUAUCCGGCUACUAUUUCUGUAUCACCAAUUUCCGUGGAACAAACGAACUAGAUUAGAUACCUUGGAUGAAGAUGUCUGUUACGAUAUUUACGAUAUGGAUUAGUUUUGGAUUUAAUGUUAUUUGAUUAUCACCCGCCA